AGAUUGAUGGGAUCAUUUCUGAUAUUAAUCCCAUCAGAUCCCAUCAAUAUUUUAGGAAGGAUUAAUGAGAUCUUUGAUAUAUAUUAAUCCCAUCAGAUCCCAUUAAUCUUUCCAAAAUUAUAAUAAAUAGUUCGUAUAAACUUAAUUUGAGAUGCAAAAUCAAGUUGUGAUUGAGUACCAAAGCCAAGAUUUGGAAUGUUGAAGAGUUAAAUUACCAUACGCAUGAAACUCAUUGAGACAAAAAGAAAACAAAUGAAAACGAAAGGUGUAAGUAGUAUUGACCAUUGGGGCAGGGUAAUACUAUCAGUAUUAUAUUGGUGAAAAUGGAGGAUGAGCGCGAAGUUCCCCUAUUGAAGAAGGUGUAUUAUGAGGAUUGUCCUGGAUGUAAGAUUGAAAAGCGAAAAGAUACUGAUGAUAGCAUACCCUGGAAAUUACUGGCUAGCAUUUGGAUCAUUGUGCUGUGCAAUGCUCUGCCAAUUUCAUCACUCUUUCCAUUCCUUUACUUCAUGAUUAGAGAUUUCCAUAUAGCUGAGCAAGAGGAAGAUGUGGGAUAUUAUGCAGGUUUUGUUGGAUCUGCUUUCAUGUUUGGACGGGCAUUGACUUCUGUCAUUUGGGGGAAACUUGCUGAUCGAUAUGGUCGGAAGCCUAUUAUCAUUAUAGGAACAAUAGCUGUGGUGAUUUUCAACACUAUGUUUGGUCUGAGUGUAAAUUUUUGGAUGGCAGUUUCAACAAGAUUUCUUUUAGGAAGUUUGUGUGGAUUACUUGGGCCUGCUAAGGCUUAUGUAUCAGAGGUUUGUCGGGAAGAACAUCAGGCUGUAGGCAUGUCCAUGAUUACUACAGCCUGGGGUAUAGGAUUGAUUAUUGGGCCGGCACUUGGAGGUUUACUUUCCCAGCCUGCAGAAAAAUACCCUCAGAUGUUUUCGCCAGAGUCAUUGUUUGGAAGAUUUCCAUACUUUUUGCCCUGCCUUAUCACGUCUGCAUUUGCAGCAGUAAUCACAGUUGGUUCGUUUUGGCUUCCGGAGUCAUUACACAUGCACAAAUCAAAGAAUUUAUCAGGAGAUGAUUCGUAUGAAGCUUUGGAAGCUGCAAGCAACUGCGCAGAUGAGAAGAGCAGUGGGAAAGAAAUUGAAGGACAAGCUGACGUAUCUACGAAAAGCUUAUUCAGAAAUUGGCCUCUGAUGUCCUCUAUUAUUGUGUAUUGUAUUUUCUCACUGCAUGAUAUGGCUUACACUGAGAUAUUCUCAUUAUGGGCAGUAAGCCCAAGAAAACUCGGAGGAUUGAGCUUUUCUUCUGAAGAUGUAGGUGUUGUUCUUUCUAUUACAGGUUUUGGGAUGAUGGUUUUUCAGCUCAUCUUAUAUCCAUACAUGAACAAAUUCUUAGGACCUGUCAUGUUUGCUCGAAUUUGUGGGGCGUUGUCAAUACCUCUGUUACAAAGUUAUCCUUUCCUUGCAUUGUUGUCGGGGCUAAGCCUUAGCAUCUUUUUAAACUCUGCCUCUAUUAUCAAGAAUUGUUUAUCAGUAUGCAUCAUCACCAGCACAUUUAUUCUGCAAAACCGAGCUGUGGAGCAAGAUCAACGUGGAGCUGCUAAUGGCCUUUCUAUGACUGCCAUGUCUAUUUUUAAAGCAAUUGGUCCAGCUUGUGGUGGUGCAUUGCUUUCAUGGUCAGAGAAGCGUCAAGAUGCUUCCUUCCUCCCAGGCACACACAUGGUCUUCUUCCUCCUCAAUGUGGUAGAACUCGUAGGUGUGGUGUUAACGUUCAAACCUCUCCUAGUUGAACGUAAAGACUAAACACCACAAAGUUACAAACUCUGUCUAAGGAGAUAGGAGUAGAAAUGGAGGAGAGUAUGAGAAUUGUUCUCGUGGCCGGCCUGUACGUGCUGCACUCGAGGUCUAUUUUAUGAUGUGGUUUGAACUUAAGCUGUUGUGAUGCAGGGGUGGAUUCAAUAUGCAUAUAGAACAAUAUUGUCGAUCUCGAGCGCUUCAGUGUUGUGCAAGCUCCUCCUCCUCAUGUGCUCUGGAGAUCAGAGCCAUUGUCAUUGCUAUUCUUUCCUUGAUGCUUUAAUAAAAGUAACAGUAGUAUAGAAUUAGUCAAGUCUGCCCAUGAAUUGGCCAAUAUUGAGCUAGAAGUAAUCUGUUACUAAGUUUUAUGUGUUGAUUAUGCUUUCUAUAUUGGCAAAAAAAUAUUUAAAGUUUUAGGUCUGGCUGUGAUUGAGAAGGCUUGGAAAUGCUACUUGAUCAAUGAGUUGUUUGAAUUGUACAUUGUAGCAACUUGUUACAAAUAAAAAGUUGAAAUUCAAGGGGCGAUA
Molecule: messenger RNA, 2305 nt
Organism: Chenopodium quinoa (quinoa)
Lineage: Eukaryota; Viridiplantae; Streptophyta; Magnoliopsida; Caryophyllales; Amaranthaceae
Product: protein ZINC INDUCED FACILITATOR-LIKE 1-like
Exons: 18
Coding region: 324-1787 (487 amino acids)
Biological process (GO): regulation of stomatal closure; transmembrane transport
Cellular component (GO): plasma membrane; plant-type vacuole membrane
Molecular function (GO): solute:potassium antiporter activity
Source: RefSeq, a predicted model, not a curated record